Molecule: messenger RNA, 1620 nt
Organism: Struthio camelus australis
Lineage: Eukaryota; Metazoa; Chordata; Aves; Struthioniformes; Struthionidae
Source: RefSeq, a predicted model, not a curated record
CUUCCAGGAAAAGACUGCGAGCUCUCCCACGCAUGCCCUCAGUUUGGCUCCAUCUACCACGUCAAAGGAGUCAUUAACUUGCCCUAUGCCGAGAUCGAGGAGCCCUUCGAAGCCUGGUACAACCUGACGGGAAACAAGAGCCGGAUCCAGUAUUACGGGGGGCAGGUGAUAACCUACCAGUUUGGCUUGGUGAAGCCCUAUGGGAUGCGGUACAAGAUCACACCAGAAACCACCGAGAAAGAAGUGAACACUAGGAAAUGCUUCCAGCUGCCGGGCUCCAAGGAGGACGUGGUCAAGGCUCAGAGCGUCUUCCCCAGCAUGGACGGCUUCAAGUUUGUGCGGGAGGAGUACUACCGGGGCCGGUACUGCGCCAUGUGGCAGAACGUCACCCGCUGGGCGCAGAAGAAGAACGUGUACACCAUGUGGGUGACCAACUCGAGCUGCGGCGUGGUGCCCGUCCACUACGAGAUGCGGGGCUACAACAGCCUGCUGGGCUCCCACUACGACAAGUACGAGAUCGCCUACAGCGACUUCGACAACAGCUUCCCCCCCUCCAUCUUCGACCUGCCCGGUAACGAGACCAAGCAGUGCGGGGGCCUGCCGGGGAGCGCGGUGGAGCACCGGGUCCUGGCGAACCCCAUGGAGGACUUGGUGGGACGGCACCAGCCCUGGGCCCACGAGGUGUUUCACCACUACAGGAAGCAUUUCGGCCGGCGGUACGGCUCGGCGCGGGAGAUGGAGCACAGGCAGCAUGUCUUCGUCCACAACAUGAGGGAGGGGCUGCACCCCCCCCCCCCCCCCCCCCAGCCGCAUCAGCAAAAUAACGCAGGACGCGCGGUGACACCCGUGAAGGACCAGGCCGUCUGCGGGUCCUGCUGGAGCUUCGCUACGACGGGCGCCAUGGAGGGGGCCCUCUUCCUCAAGGCGAGCGGGGCUGGGGCGCUGACCCCCCUGUCCCAGCAAGUCCUCAUCGACUGCUCCUGGGGCUUUGGGAACUAUGCGUGCGAUGGGGGCGAGGAGUGGCGUGCCUACGAGUGGAUCAAGAAACACAGUGGCAUCGCGAGCACUGAGUCCUAUGGCACCUACAAGGGGCAGAAUGGCUUGUGCCACUACAACCAGUCUGAGAUGCUGGGCAAGAUCACAGGCUAUGUCAACGUCACCUCGGGCAACAUCACAGCUGUCAAAGCUGCUAUCUACAAGCACGGCCCCGUGGCAGUGAGCAUCGAUGCCUCACACAAGACCUUCUCCUUCUACUCCAAUGGCAUCUACUAUGAGCCAAAGUGUGCAAACAAGCCGGGUGAGCUGGACCACGCGGUGCUGGCUGUGGGCUACGGUGUGCUUCAGGGAGAGACCUACUGGCUGAUCAAGAACUCCUGGUCCACGUACUGGGGCAACGAUGGCUACAUCCUUAUGGCUAUGAAGGACAACAACUGUGGUGUGGCCACUGAAGCCACCUACCCCAUCCUGGCCUGAAGGGCCACCUCACCGCCCUCCUGGGGCAGAGUAACUCCCCUUGGGGGGGAGGAUCAAACCCUUUGGGGAGCGCAGCAAGGUGAAGGAAGCUGAGGCUGGGGUGGGGAAGGUGGACGAGGUGCUGGACAACACAGUCUCUGUUCUUCA